UUUAUGAAUAUUAGGAAUUCAGAUAGAUUUUGGUGGGAGAACAAAGAGAACAACUUGUUUACUGAUGAAGACAGAGCCAUCAGACUUAGAAAUCAAACAACAUUUAGAGAUAUUAUUAUACGUAAUUUAGAUGGUAUUUUUCAAACAGCAAUCCCACAAAGUAUUUGGUCAGUUCAACCAACACAGAAAUUGUCCAAGUCAUCAAAAUACUUUAAUCAUAUUUCCUUAUGGCCAGCAGCAUAUGUUGUUGGUUAUGAGAUUUCUGGAAAUUACAUUAACUUCCAAGUUCAAAUACUAACCACAAAUGGCAAUGCAUGGUUUGGAAUGGGGUUUGAUCCUGAUAAUAAUGGAAUGAGUGGAGCAGAUUUUGUAAUUGGAAUUUCUCGACUUACAGAUGGUAGUGAUAAUAAUUUAAAUAAUCCAACUUCUGGUACUCCAAAACAAUAUUUUCAAAUGAAAUAUCCACCUGAACCUUUUUUUGGCCCAGAUGGAGAUUCAAUGAUAAAAACACCUUCUGAUAUUGUUGACACUGAUCCGACACAACCAGUACCCAAGUGUACUGAUCCAUUACCAGCUAAUACUUAUCCAAUGCCAAGAUGCAUCUCUAAUAUUAUAUCUAAUUAUCGUUUAAAUCAGUUUGAUGUUGGAAAGACAAUGAGCUAUCGAUCUAAAAGACUAACUAGUCAUUUGACUACUUUUUUUGCUCAAUUUGUUAGUUAUGAUAUUAGCAGUUCUCAAAACAAUGCACAACCAAGUCAUAAAUUGCAUAUACCAUCUGAUGAUGCAACAUAUAAUUCAUAUAAUUCAGUAACAUCAUUACCAGGUCAAUUGAGUAAUUUGAAGUCAAUUCCUUUUAAUCGAUCAGAUUUUCUUCCUGCUACUACACAAACACCAAAGCGUACUGGUUACAAUAAUGCAACUCCUUUUCUAGACUUGAGUUCUAUUUAUGGUAUUACUAAUGAAAAUGCAAAAAAUCUUCGUGAGGGUAAUAAAGGAAAAUUAAAGACUAGUGGAAAUAUAAAUGACCCUUACCCAUUUAAGGAUCCAACAACAGGAAAUUAUAUUGUUGGUGCUAGUUCUGCACGAUCAAAUAAUAUUUUUAUAAUGGCUAUUCACACUAUUUGGUUGCGUGAACAUAAUAGAUUAUGUGAUGAACUUUAUGAAAAAAAUGGUGAUGCAUGGACUGAUGAUCAAUAUUUUGAAGAGGCUAGGAAAUGGAAUAUUGCAUUUUACCAAAGAGUUGUUACAGAAGAAUAUCUUGGAGUUGUACUGGGUAAACCACUGCCACCAUAUCAAAAAUAUGAUCCAAAUCUAACUCCAGGAAUUGAUGUUUUUUUUGCAACAAUAACAUUCAGAUAUGGUCAUAGUGAGCUGAGUGAUUUUUUUCAAAUUCAAGAUGAAUAUGGCGAUGCAGUUGUGGAAUUAUCAUUAGAAAAUAUUAUGAAACUGGGUUUUCUGGAAAAUUUUGGUGUAGCAAGUUUAUUGAGAUCAAUAUCUUUGCAACGUCAAGAAGAUGUUGAUAUAUAUUAUUCUGAUGCAACAAGAAAUGUUAAAUCAUCUGAACCAAACAUUUAUGAUAUUAUAGCAUUUGAUGCUUUAAGAGCUAGAGAUAGGGGAAUUGCAUUAUAUAAUGAUGUUCGUCAGGCAUAUGGUUUAAAAAAAAAAGAUUCAUGGGAAAAUAUAACUUCAGUUAAAGAAAUACAAGAUCAUCUACAACAAUUGUAUCCUAAUGGUCCUAAUCAACUAGAAGCUUUGGUUGGAGCAAUGUCUGAAGAUCAUUUAGAUGGAUCAAACUUUGGUGAACUAAUGUACACUAGUAUGGUCACUCAGAACAACUUGUUUACUGAUGAAGACAGAGCCAUCAGACUUAGAAAUCAAACAACAUUUAGAGAUAUUAUUAUACGUAAUUUAGAUGGUAUUUUUCAAACAGCAAUCCCACAAAGUAUUUGGUCAGUUCAACCAACACAGAAAUUGUCCAAGUCAUCAAAAUACUUUAAUCAUAUUUCCUUAUGGCCAGCAGCAUAUGUUGUUGGUUAUGAGAUUUCUGGAAAUUACAUUAACUUCCAAGUUCAAAUACUAACCACAAAUGGCAAUGCAUGGUUUGGAAUGGGGUUUGAUCCUGAUAAUAAUGGAAUGAGUGGAGCAGAUUUUGUAAUUGGAAUUAUUUCUAAUGGUAAAGGAUUAUAA
Messenger RNA from Entrophospora sp. SA101, 2187 nucleotides. Lineage: Eukaryota; Fungi; Glomeromycota; Glomeromycetes; Entrophosporales; Entrophosporaceae. The record is from the annotation of a GenBank genome assembly.